Bombus terrestris (buff-tailed bumblebee) is the source of this 5464-nucleotide messenger RNA. It is a transcript of the gene Bre1, whose product is annotated as E3 ubiquitin-protein ligase Bre1. Gene Ontology annotation, cellular component: HULC complex; nucleus. The transcript has 16 exons. The record is from RefSeq and is a predicted model, not a curated record. The coding region runs from base 198 to 3089 and encodes 963 amino acids. NCBI's taxonomy places the organism in Eukaryota, Metazoa, Arthropoda, Insecta, Hymenoptera, Apidae. Gene Ontology annotation, molecular function: metal ion binding; ubiquitin protein ligase activity.
CGGCUUCCGUUAUAAGCACGUACUUUUUGUCGAUCGUUUUCAUUAAAAUGUAAAGAACUGUCGAAAGAAUAAUCUUUUCGGCAGGUUUUAGGUGUCUAAAAUGACAUAGCGAUAUCGAAACUGUAAGGUAUUUGCGGAGAGGAUUGCUGGAUGUAUUAAUACGCGUUACCGAGAAAGAGAAAAACGCUCGCGGCAAAAUGUCAAAGAGACCUCCGGAUAGUGGGGAUUCGGGUUCCCAACCACCUAUUAAAAAAGUUCAAUUCGAACCGAUUUUAAUCGGGCCUAUUUCAACCCUCGAAGAAAUGGACAUGAAAGUUUUACAGUUUCAAAAUAAAAAAUUGGCCCAGAGACUAGAGCAGCGUCAUAGAGUAGAGGCUGAAUUAAGGCAACGAAUUGAACAGUUGGAAAAACGACAAAUGCAAGAUGAUGCAGUGCUUAAUGUUGUCAAUCGUUAUUGGAAUCAAUUGAAUGAAGAUAUACGUGUAUUACUUCAGAGAUUUGAUGCUGAAACAGCUGAUGAAUCUGAAAAUAAAAAUGAAAGUGAAGCUACAACAUCAUUUCUCAUGCAGCUUUCUUCAUGGGACAAAGAAGAGUUAGAUGAUAAAUUAGCAAAUCGUGUUCAAGUGUCCAAACGUGCAGUUUCAAAAGUAGUACAAGCAUUUGACCGUCUUUCUCAAAGAAAUGAAAAGAUUACUCUUGCACUUAAAGGAGAAUUUGAUGGAGACGAAGCACCCAAUAUUGAUGAAGUUGUGCGUAGAGCAAAUUCGGAGAUACAAAUGGAAAAUAGGAACCUUCAAGCAAUAAAUAUACAACUUCAUGAAAAAUAUCACACUAUUUCAUUGAAGAUGUCAGAACUGCAAGAUACCAUAACAGGGAAAGAUACACUUGCCGCAGAGCUUCGUAACCAGGUAGAUGAUCUUCAGUACGAACUGAAUAAAGUGAGAGCGCGUAAUGAUAAAUUAGAACAUCACCUUGGAGAAGCAAUUGAGAAACUAAAAGCGUUUCAACAAAUACACGGUACAGAUGAAAAAGGAAGUAAUAAACCCAAUACUUUAGUUGCUUCAAGUGUGUCACAGACAAAGCUUGAAGAUUUACAAAGGGAAUUGGAAGAAACCAGAGAAUUAGCUAAUAACAGAUUACAAGAACUGGAUAAACUACAUCAACAGCAUCGAGACGCAUUGAAAGAAGUAGAAAAAUUAAAAAUGGAUAUACGACAACUUCCAGAAUCGGUAAUUGUUGAGACGACUGAAUACAAAUGUUUACAGUCGCAAUUUUCUGUGUUAUAUAAUGAAUCAAUGCAAUUGAAAACACAAUUAGAUGAUGCUCGUCAGCAACUGCAAUCCAGUAAAAACGCUCACUUACGGCAUAUUGAAAUGAUGGAGAGCGAAGAGUUGAUGGCACAAAAAAAACUACGUGGAGAAUGCAUACAAUUGGAAGAUGUUUUGGCUCAAUUACGAAAGGAAUAUGAAAUGUUAAGAAUUGAAUUUGAACAAAAUUUAGCUGCAAACGAGCAAACAGGACCGAUAAAUCGAGAAAUGAGACAUUUGAUCACAUCUUUGCAAAAUCACAAUCAACAGCUUAAAGGCGAGGUUCAUCGUUAUAAACGGAAGUACAAAGAAGCUUCAUCAGAAAUACCAAAACUGAAGAAAGAAAUUGAGGAACUAACGACGAAGUUGGGCCAACAAACAUCCCAGGAGAACAAAGAAGGGAAUAAUUCAGAUGGCAGUGGAAAAGAAGAAGAUGCAUCGAAUUCUCUUCCAGGUUCUACACAGAUAAAGGAAGAGAGUGGAGUUUCAAUAAAAAGAGAAUCUGGAGAAGAAGAAGUAGAAACUAUUGAAGUUGGAGAAGGAGAAGGAAACAAAGGUACUCCAGAUUCUUUGACAUUAACGUCUCCAACUCUAAAGAAAGAAAAAGAUAUUAAACGUGAAAAAGAUAUAAAGAAGGAAGCUGUCAAAACCGAACAUCGCGAUCCUGUUCAUCGUGCCAAAGACACAAAAGUAGCGGAAUCAGAACUUGUUAGAGAUCUGAAAGCGCAACUAAAAAAGGCUGUGAAUGAAAUGAAAGAAAUGAAAUUAUUAUUAGAUAUGUACAAAGGUGUUGGAAAAGAACAAAGAGAUAAAGUGCAAUUAAUGGCAGCUGAACGGAAAACGAGAGCGGAAUUAGAUGAAUUACGCCAACAGAUAAAGAAAAUUCAGGAAAGUAAGAGAGAAGAGCGUAAAAAGUUGGCAGAUGAAGAUGCACAAAUAAAGAUUAAGAAAUUAGAAGAACAAGCAUACACUCUUCAGCGUCAAGUUGCUUCUCAAAAGCAGAAUUGUGUGUGGUUUCAGGAGGAGGAGGCUCUUUUGAACGAAAUGGAGGUAACUGGGCAAGCUUUUGAAGACAUGCAAGAACAGAAUUCUAGGCUAAUUCAACAGUUACGUGAAAAAGAUGAUGCAAAUUUUAAACUUAUGACAGAAAGAAUUAAAAGUAAUCAAUUACAUAAAUUAGCUAGAGAGGAAAAAGAUGUUUUAAAAGAACAAGUUUCUACAUUAACAACUCAAGUCGAAGCUGCUAAUGUCGUCGUUCGUAAAUUAGAAGAGAAGGAGCGCCUUUUACAAAAUUCCCUUGCUACUGUUGAAAAAGAAUUGGCUUUGAGGCAACAGGCAAUGGAAAUGCAUAAAAGAAAAGCUAUCGAAAGUGCCCAGUCUGCAGCUGAUUUAAAACUUCAUCUUGAAAAAUAUCAUUCCCAAAUGAAAGAAGCACAACAAGUUGUAGCUGAAAAAACUAGUUCUUUGGAGGCAGAAGCAUAUAAAACAAAAAGAUUACAGGAAGAAAUAGCUCAAUUGAGACGUAAAGUUGAAAGAAUGAAGAAAAUAGAACUUGCUGAAACAUUGGAUGAAGUAAUGGCUGAGGAGCUUCGAGAAUAUAAGGAAACACUUACUUGUCCUUCUUGUAAAGUUAAACGUAAAGAUGCGGUUCUAACAAAAUGUUUUCACGUAUUUUGUUGGGAUUGUUUACGUACACGAUAUGAGACUAGGCAACGAAAAUGUCCAAAAUGUAAUUGCGCUUUUGGAGCUAAUGAUUAUCAUCGUUUAUAUUUAUCCACAUGAAGAAGAAAAGCUUAAAUUAUUAAGAUUCAUGUGACUCUCAGCUGAAUUGUGUAAAUCUUUCUUACUCCUACGAUGUGCACCUUUUCUUAUAUUUUUUAUUUAUUGUCGUGAUCAUUGGUAAAUGAAAAAUACAGUUGCACAUUUCUUGUAAAGAAAGGAGGCUGAAAAACCAAAUUCUGUAAAAAAAUGCCUACUAUUUCUUCAAAUGUAAUGUAAAAAAUAAUACUGCAUUUUUAAUCUAUUUUGUGAUGAUUUCACUGAAUAAGAUAUUAUUUUCAUAAAUUUUAUGUAAGAUCAAAUCUUACAAAAUGUAUUUUGGUUUCUUUUGUUUUUCUUUCUUUUGGUAGUAACAUAAUGGAUAAGAUAUUGGAAUACUGAAAUGUACGAUAAUUUUAGAUAUAAAAUUUGGCGCUUGUAUGAAAUUUAUUCAUAAAGUUAGAAAAUUUGAAUUGAAGAGUAGAUUCAAUUUUAUGAAUGGUUCGAAAUAGCAGGUAUAUUGUAAUAUAUUAUAAAUAGACAUUUAAAGUAUCGUAAUUUCAUAAAGAAAUGAAAACAUUUGUUUGACAAUUAUUAUUUUAUAAAAAGUCCUUAUUUAAAAUACUAAAGGACAUUUAGCUUUGUAAGAAUCACUUGAUAGUAUCCUUUUCUCGAGAAAUUGAAAUAUUAGUGAACUAGAGACAUAAUUUAUUAUGAUAAAAAUAUAUGUAAAAAGUAGAAAAAAUGCUUAAUUUAGAAAUCUCUACUUAUUCAAUUGAAAUGUUCUUUUAGAUUUUGCCUAGUAUAAUAUUAUCUUUCUAUUUUUGUUAAUAAAUAUCUCAGUUCUAUGAAGCAAAUAAAUAUGAAUAUAUUCCUAUUAUAUAUUACAUAUUACUAUAUACAUAAAUGACGAUUUGAUAAAAAAGUAAGAUUAAAUGCAUUACAAAUGAUGUAAAAAUAGAAUAAUAAUCGUCGUUCAAUGAUAUAAUUUACAAUAUUUUGUAAACAAAGACUAAAAGAUGUAUAUCAAUAGCUUAAAGCAUAAAUAGAAGAGAAAAUAGCUUUUAAAUCAAAUUUUUAAUGAUUUAUAAUAAUUCAUUGUAUCAUGUUUUUAAAAGAAAUUAACAAAUGUAUCAACUUAUAUACCUAGUAAAGGAUGUUUCCUGACUUACAUAGAAGUUUGUUGUUAUCUUAAUUUGAUCUUAAUUAAAAUUUUCUUUCAUGAUACUAACAUAUAAUUACCUCUUUUGUUAGAAUAUUGAUAAUAAUACUAAUAAAUAUCUAACAAAAAUUUGUUAAUGCACAUUUUGAUAUUCAUAUACUUAAUUAUGAAAUAUAUAACUGUGUUAACAAUGUUUGAAAACUUAAAAAAGCAAUUUUAUAUUAUGUAUGUAUAUUUUCACAAAUUUCUACAAACAAGGUUUUAUUAUAUGUUGAUAUGGUAAAAGGAAAGUUAUCAUUUCAUUUAUAUAAGAUUAUUACAAUAAAUUUUGUAUCUAUAGUAAAUUGUAUAACACUUCAUCAUCUUUUUAAUGACAUGCUUGUGAAGAAGCAACGAAUUAAUAAAGUCUCAUUGAUAAUCCAUGAACAUUCUUUAACUAUAAAUGUAGAAAUUAUUUCAAACAAAACAGAACAUUAAAUGUGAAAAUAAAUUAUUAUAAAUCAAUUGUAUACAUAUAUUAGGGUUCAAUAUACACAGACACUGUCUUUUGCAAAUCAUUAUCACAAUCUUGAAAAUUAAAUUUCAUAAAGAAGUUCAAGUUAGCUGCAAUAUUUGUCAAGAUUAUUGCACAUGCAAUAGUUGUUCAAUCAGGAAUUUUUCAACUUUAGAAAUGUUGAGAAACGUAGCAUAUUGAAUUAAAGUUUUAUGAGAAAUUGAAUUUAAUCCUUACAAUAUUAUUUUAGAUUCGCAUAAACGAACAUUUUAUUAAAAUAUGACACCCGAUGAAAAAAACGAGCUACUUAUAAAUAACAUUUUGUUUGCAAUUUUGUAAACCGUCUUGUAUACAUAUAUUUAUUGCAAUAUAACAAUAAUACAAUAAAUUCAAUAUUGUAAAUUUAUUUAUCCGAAGCGAGGGACCUAACGUCCUUUUACAGAGUUAAUUAUUAUCAUUAUCGUCGGCAAUCAUUAGUAAACAAAUCAUCUAAAUACCUUAUUAAAAGAGACUCGCUAUUGUUAAAAGGUAAUCGGAAAUUUUUUGAUACACUUUGCACUCAUGAAAUAUAUGACGAACACUUUUUAUUAUAUGCAAGUUUUCUGUCCGACAAAAAGCAUAUAGUUAUGUACGUGUACCUACGUAUACGUGUAUAUAUGUAUGUAAAAACUUGUAAUGUAAAUAUGAAUGGAGGACAAAUACAUUUCGUAUUAAUUAUUUCAUAAUAGAAUUCGUGCUAUCUAU